Panonychus citri (citrus red mite) is the source of this 1230-nucleotide messenger RNA. Its product is annotated as thioredoxin-like protein 4A. Lineage: Eukaryota; Metazoa; Arthropoda; Arachnida; Trombidiformes; Tetranychidae. The transcript has 2 exons. The record is from RefSeq and is a predicted model, not a curated record. Gene Ontology annotation, cellular component: spliceosomal complex; U5 snRNP; U4/U6 x U5 tri-snRNP complex. The coding region runs from base 140 to 568 and encodes 142 amino acids. Gene Ontology annotation, biological process: mRNA splicing, via spliceosome.
UACCUCAUUUCGUUUGUGAAUGUAAACGUUAAUUGUCCAUCGAAUUAAAGUAAUUAACCAUUUUAAAUUAUUCUUUUUGAUUGUUGUUUGUUGUUGAGAUUUUGUUUCUAUUGAAUUGUAACUGAUUUUCUUUGAAAAAAUGUCUUUUAUGUUACAGCAUCUUCGCAAUGGUUGGGAGGUUGACCAGGCGAUUUUGUCAGAGGAAGAUCGGGUUGUUAUUAUACGAUUUGGACACGAUUGGGAUCCGACUUGUAUGAAAAUGGAUGAGACACUUUAUGGUGUUGCUGAAAAGGUUAAAAAUUUUGCUGUCAUCUAUUUGGUGGAUAUAAGUGAAGUUCCUGAUUUCAACAAAAUGUACGAGUUAUAUGAUCCAUGUACAGUUAUGUUUUUCUUUCGAAAUAAGCAUAUAAUGAUUGAUCUGGGAACUGGUAACAAUAAUAAGAUCAAUUGGGCUCUGGAAAAUAAGCAAGAAUUGAUCGAUAUAAUUGAAACCGUUUACAGAGGAGCAAGAAAAGGUCGCGGUUUGGUUGUAUCUCCGAAAGAUUAUUCAACUAAAUAUCGAUAUUGAUCCAAAGUGUUCAUGAUUUUCUCCUUAUUGUCAAUAUUUUCAAGCGACCAUCACUAGUAACAUGGUUACAAAAUUUCAACAAAAUUGAUGUUAAUUGCAUGACCUUGGAAUAAUCAAGUAAAUCAUUUUCCAUCUCAUCAUUAAUUUGACAUUAAUGUUAUUUGCUCACUGGAAAAAUGAUCACAAAUUAUUCUCGACUGGUGAUUAGAGUCUUCACUCAUUAAUCUUACUACAUUUCCAUGAGAAUUUGUUUAUUGUGUUGAUUUUAUUGAAUAAAUCAAACUGUUCCACAGGAAAUCAAGUAAAUUCUGUGUUAAUCUAUUUCACAACAUGAAAAUGAUUGAAUUAACUUUCUUUCCGAUUUAAAAGCAAAUGAUGCUGCGAAUUAGAUUUUUUCAUGGAUAACUCAAAAGUCUAUUUUUAAAUCGUCUAUUGAAAUGAUAUAAUUAUCCCAAGAACAAUGAAACAGAAAGAACUACCACUCGCAAUGAAUAAACUAAUUGUUAAAACGUGUCGAUUUGGAUACAUUGUAUUUUAUUUGGUUAAUGAUUGCAUCAAGUUAACCAACUCAUACAAUAAUAUGAUUUGGUUUGUUUUAUCUCUUACAUUUUCUAUAAUUUUUGAUUUUUCUGGGAUUGAUAACCUUUUUUCUUCUUCUUCUU